CCUUAUCUUGUUACCCUAGUCUCCUCUAUGCACAACAGCCGCCAUCAAACCAAAUCUCAUCUGUCUGUGUUUAUCUCUUCACCCUCACGACGUCAAGUGUUCUUCCCUGACUCCGGCAACAUCACACACCAGCAGCGCACCACCACCUAUCUCCACCAAAGAUGCAAUCGAUGCCCUGGAAGUCCACCUUUUCCGUCACCGUUGUCUGCCACUUCUACCUUCUGUCAAGACGAGUAGCCCUAACCCUAUCCUGCCGCCACGAUCAACCACCUUCUCGUAUUAUCGACGCCCUGGGAGUCCACCGUUUCGUUCGAUUCUUAGCAAACCACAACGAUCGGAUACAAAAUGUGCUGAUAAGCUUUCCCCUUCUCAAUAUCGGUCUCGUAGAGGAAAAUGUUGAGCUACCAACACAGUCAUCAGACAAGCCAGAGGAGGUUGUUGUGACCAUAUUUGCCAAGGGAAUUGCAGCUAACCGUGUGUCUAUCAAUUAUGGGGAGCAAAUAAUAAGUGUAACUAUCGAUGUCCAUGGGGAAGAUUCUUACAUUUUCCAGCCUCGCUUUUUUGGGAAGAUAGUCCCUGCAAGGUGUAGAUUUGAAGUUCUGUCAACCAAAGUUGAAAUCCAGCUUGUAAAAGCGGAACCUAUUCAGUGGACAUCUCUUGAAUAUGGUAAUAACAAUUUGGUUGCACAAAGGAGCAAUGUCUCUUCAGGUAAUCAAAGACCUGCAUAUCCUUCCUCCAAACCAACCAAAGACUGGGAUAAGCUUGAAGCCCAAGUGAAAAAGGAGGAAAAAGAUGAAAAACUGGAUGGGGAUGCAGCUCUUAACAAGUUCUUCCGUGAUAUUUACAAAGAUGCAGAUGAUGAUACAAGAAGGGCCAUGAGGAAAUCUUUUGUUGAGUCGAACGGGACAGUGCUGUCAACAAACUGGACAGAGGUGGAAGUAAAUGAAUCAAAUGAAAUAUGUCCAUCAAUGGAAUCUGAUUUCCAAAAUGCUUCCUGA
Messenger RNA from Lactuca virosa, 998 nucleotides. The record is from the annotation of a GenBank genome assembly. NCBI's taxonomy places the organism in Eukaryota, Viridiplantae, Streptophyta, Magnoliopsida, Asterales, Asteraceae.